Messenger RNA from Monodelphis domestica (gray short-tailed opossum), 3471 nucleotides. The record is from RefSeq and is a predicted model, not a curated record. NCBI's taxonomy places the organism in Eukaryota, Metazoa, Chordata, Mammalia, Didelphimorphia, Didelphidae.
AUGGCUGGUCUGCUGCUUCUGGCCAUGAACUUCCACCUGAUGGGCCCUCUGGCUGUCAGAGCAUCCCAGACUAGUGUGUUGAAAACCAUAAUGGGAGCUUCAACUGUGAAUGCCUACCAGGGCAUGGAUGGAAUGCCAGCACCUGCUACCAUCAUAAACCCUGCCGUGACUCAAAUUUUUUCCACUCCUAUACCUGCAUCAUCUUCCACCAUCCCGACAUUGGAUACUGUCAGUUGCUACCACCUGAUGCUGGGCUUAUGGCCUAAAGCCAUGAGACCAAUGGGUGAAAAUGGACAGGAUAGGAGUCUCCACUGGCCUGUUCCCCCUCAUCUGUUCAAGGGGAGGAAACUUCAGGGCAUCCCUGGGAACCUGAGCCUACAUUCAGCACUGCCCAGUCCUGGCAGCACCCUGACCUUGACUGUCCUCCUUAGCCACGAGGCCACUCAUCUGGGAUGGUACCUGCAGCCAGUGGGGAGCCAGACCUCAGUGAAACUUCAACCUGGAACUCAGGUGUUCCUUGGUGACCAGAAGAGCCAGGCUGUCCUCACCAUUGCCAAUGUCUCUCGAGACUGGGCAGGCCAGUAUGUGUGUCGCUUUAUGUCCCGGGGUUUCCAGUGGUUGCUGCACCAGGUGGUGGAAGUGCCCCUGCAGGCUAAUGACGUGAUUCGACAUCCAAGUCAGCUUUCCAUCUCCUGCAAUGCCUUCUCUGGCUUUGAGUUGAGAUGCUGCAUCCCGAACACAAAUCGGACCUACACUGCCUCCUGGAGCCCAAGAAACCUGUCUAGUACCACAGCACUCUCAUCCAGGACCUCUGGGACACAGUGUCUUACUCUAGUUGUGCCAAGAUGUCCUGAGAAUGACACCAAGUACACUUGUAAGCUGCAGAGCCCUGGCCUGGACCCUGUGAGCAUCUCUAUCUCCGUCUCUAUAAUCCGGGAUGGAGACACUACUUGCCCCCAGGACUCUUUGGGUGGUGAUUGGAAUGUCACUAAAGCUGGACACAUAGCCCAGAUCCCAUGUCCUCUGAAUACGGUGGGAACGGUUGAAAGGCACUGUGGGACCAAAGGCACCUGGGGGCCCAUCAACAGCAGCUGUACUGAUGAAAGGCUAGUGACCAUGUUUCACACAGCCCAGCUGUUGUUGGCAGGGCAAGGUCAGCCAAGAAAAAAGGUGCCCAAACUCAUGACACAGCUGCGGAAGCAUGUAGCAGCUGUGAGUUCCCCCUCUGACCUAUUAGCCCUGUUGGGCACUGUGAACAUCCUGGCCCAGGUGGUGACCAGGGCCAGGACAGAACUUCCCCGGGAGACCUUGAAGGAUUUUCUGGUGGCCACAAAUGACCUCUUGGAGUUGGACCCCAAUUCUAUUUGGGCCCCAGCCCAGGCACAGGUGCCCUCGGUGAGUUCAGCAAUCCUGCAGGCUGUGGAGAGCCUAGGUCGAAGCCUCUGUUCCAACGACCACCCCUUCUCUCUCACCUUGUCCAAUGUUCAACUACAGACCCAGCUUCUUGGACCUAAGACCCCAGAGGACUACAGUAUCUCCUUCUCCACUCAUCCCCCUCUCAGGGUACAAAUACCCCACCAUGCACUGGCUCAGCUGGAUUGGGAGACUGGCAAUAUCAGUAUCACCAGUAUGGUACUGAGAAAAUUGGGCCACAUCCUACCCAGGAACUUUGGGCAAGAGUUAGAGGACUUACUCUAUGAGACUCCUGACUUAGUUCUUUCCAACUCCAUCAAAGAUGGCAAUCAGACUGUAACAAAAGGGGAGAUCAUCAUGGAUUUUGGGGGCACAAGGGGUACUCCCACUUGUGUCUUCUGGAACCACAACCUCUUCCAGGGUGCAGGUGCCUGGUCGAAGGAGGGCUGUGAGGCUAGAGUGAUUGACACCAGCAGCACCACUCGCUGUGUCUGCUUGCACUUGACCUCUUUUUCCAUCCUUAUGUCCCUCCACUCUGUCCCAGACAACCCAGCUUUGACACUGAUGACCCAGGUGGGUUUAGGGGCCUCUAUAUUGGCUCUGCUAUUAUGCCUGGGAGUAUACAGAGUUGUUUGGAGCGCUGUUAUCCGGAAUAAGAUAUCUUAUUUUCGACAUGUGGCCUUACUCAAUGUGGUACUCUGCCUGCUCACUGCUGACACCUUCUUUCUUGGGGAAUCACUGUUGUCCCUCAGCCCCCACAGCCCACUUUGCCUAGCUGUCACCUUCCUUUGCCAUUUUUUCUACUUAGCCACUUUCUUCUGGAUGCUAGCCCAAGCCCUGAUACUAGCUCAUCAGCUCCUUUUCAUCUUUCACCACCUGUCUAAACACCGUGUGCUGCCCAUCAUGUUCAUCCUGGGCUAUUUGUGCCCACUGGGAUUUGCAGGUGCAACACUGGGUCUGUACCUCCCUCAGGGACAAUAUUUGCAGAAGGACCAAUGCUGGUUGGAUGGGAAGGGUGGAGCACGCUAUACUUUUGUGGGACCAGUGAUAAUCAUCGUAGGGGUGAAUGGGCUGGUCUUAGCCAUGGCUGUGGUGAAACUACUGAGGCCCUCACUGUCUGAGGGGCCCCAGACUGAGAAGCGGCAGGCCCUUUUAGGUGUGAUCAAGGCACUGCUCAUCCUUAUGCCCAUCUUCGGUCUGACUUGGAUGCUGGGCUUGGCUACUUUGAUGGAUGGAGGCAAUGAGGUCCCUCACUACCUGUUCACAGUUCUUAAUACUUCCCAGGGGAUCUUCAUCCUACUCUUUGGCUGUCUUAUGGAUAAGAAGGUACGAGAAGCAUUACACAAACGCCUCUGCUGUAUCCUUCCUGCUGCCUCUACCAUCUCCCUGUUUUGGAGAGAUCCCCUGCUGGAAUGGGCACCCGGGAGCCGAUUUACUCUCUUUCUGCCAUUCCAAAGAGAUGAAAUCAGCAACUUCAACCUUGGCUUUAAUCUCUUUAAAAAUUGAAGCUUUACAAGAUGUUUGAUGUAUUAAAUAUGUACAAACUGAACAGGAGCCAAUUCAAGACAUUUUAUAAACAGUGUAUAAUUCUGUAGUGGAUGUGGAGACUAUUUUAGAGUAUUAAAUAUGAAAUUAUGAAAAAGUGAAAAGGACAAAAGAAAGUUGGAUUUUUUUUUAUUUUUUUAACUCUUACCAUACAUCUUAGAAUUGAUAUUGUAAAUUGGUUCUAAGGCAGAAGAUCAAUAAGGGUAGGCAAUGGGGGUUAAGUGAUUUGUCCAGAGUCAUAUAGCUAGGAAGUGUCUGAGGCCAAAUUUGAAUCCGGGACCUUCCAUCUCUGGGCCUGACUCUGAAUCCACUGAGACACCCAGUUACCCCCCCAAAGUCAGAUCUUUAAAAACUAAGUUUAUUGAUGGAUUUUGUUUUUUUACAAACUGACCCACAUCCUCCACACAUAGUUUGGAACUCAGUUUUGAGGAGGCAGCAGGCAGAUUAGUAGGUUUAUAUUGUGUAUGACUGGGUAUAUAUAGUCCCUUUCUUCUUCUCCAAAUUACAUGUAAC